Messenger RNA from Hippopotamus amphibius kiboko, 2904 nucleotides. RefSeq names its product abhydrolase domain containing 17B, depalmitoylase (gene ABHD17B). The coding region runs from base 734 to 1600 and encodes 288 amino acids. The record is from RefSeq and is a predicted model, not a curated record. Lineage: Eukaryota; Metazoa; Chordata; Mammalia; Artiodactyla; Hippopotamidae. Gene Ontology annotation, biological process: protein depalmitoylation. Gene Ontology annotation, molecular function: palmitoyl-(protein) hydrolase activity. The transcript has 5 exons. Gene Ontology annotation, cellular component: plasma membrane; endosome membrane.
CCUGCGUCCCUCCCCCGGCCCGCUCGCAGGCUGGAGCCCGGGUCAGCUUUGGCACCUUCCUUUAGUCAGUGACCAACUCCUUGCCUAGUGAGCUCGCCGCUAGCCCCUGGGUUCCCUUCCAGCCUCUCUCCCGCCACAAGAGCGAGCCCCGCGGCCGGCAGGCUGAAGGGGAGCAAAGAAAGGAGGAUUAGAAAGAAGAAAGACCUGGCUGGGUCUGGGUGGUGUCUGCAGUGCCAGAAAGGGAGGUGGCGGCGGCUGCGGCAGCUGCGACCACGGCCGCGCGGGACGUGAGGCCCAACAGCAGCCGGCGGCGGCGGCGGCGGAGGCGGCCACUUCAGCGCCUCGCGCCGGGGCCGUUAGUCAGCAGAACGCGAACCCGUGUGGAGGAGCAGGGCCGGCGCGAGGCGAGACUCGGGAGCGCGAGCCGGCCCCCUCGGGCGCCGCCGUCCUUUCUCGUCCCGGCGCCGGGGGCUGCAGCCCUCGUCCCGCUUCUUCGGCCGGGCCUCCGGCAGGCCGGGGGAGUCCGGCGGCGGCAGCAGCGCGGAUCGCGCCUUGUUGAGGACAGCGCGGCGGCAGAGGUUCUCCCGGCCCUUUCUGCCUGACGCCUUGGCUGCGGCCCUCAGUGACUUCAUGAUCUUCAGAAAAGAACAUCAAAGCUGUGAAUUGAUAAAUGUCAGUCCAGGUUUUUGCCAUCUCGUGGUGAAGGACCCCAUCUUUCCUCUUGCUCCAGAAGAUGAAUAAUCUUUCGUUUAGUGAGCUAUGUUGCCUCUUCUGCUGUCCACCUUGUCCAGGGAAAAUUGCUUCAAAAUUAGCGUUUUUGCCACCUGAUCCAACUUACACGCUGAUGUGUGAUGAAAGCGGAAGCCGCUGGACUUUACAUCUAUCAGAACGAGCAGACUGGCAAUAUUCUUCUAGAGAAAAAGAUGCUAUUGAGUGUUUCAUGACUAGAACCAGUAAAGGCAACAGAAUUGCCUGCAUGUUUGUGCGUUGCUCACCCAAUGCCAAAUACACUUUACUGUUUUCACAUGGAAAUGCUGUUGAUCUUGGUCAGAUGAGCAGCUUUUACAUAGGACUGGGAUCACGGAUUAAUUGUAAUAUAUUCUCAUAUGAUUAUUCUGGAUAUGGUGCGAGUUCUGGGAAACCAACAGAGAAGAACCUCUAUGCAGACAUAGAAGCUGCUUGGCUUGCUCUUAGGACAAGAUAUGGCAUUCGCCCUGAAAAUGUGAUUAUAUAUGGCCAAAGUAUAGGGACAGUACCAUCUGUGGAUCUUGCUGCUCGGUAUGAGAGUGCUGCUGUUAUUCUUCAUUCUCCUUUGACCUCAGGAAUGCGAGUCGCUUUUCCUGAUACCAAGAAGACUUACUGUUUUGAUGCAUUCCCAAACAUUGACAAAAUCUCUAAGAUAACCUCUCCAGUAUUAAUAAUUCAUGGGACUGAAGAUGAAGUCAUUGACUUUUCACACGGCCUCGCAUUGUUUGAGCGUUGCCAAAGACCUGUGGAGCCUCUGUGGGUUGAAGGGGCAGGUCACAAUGAUGUGGAACUUUAUGGACAAUAUCUUGAAAGAUUGAAACAGUUUGUGUCACAGGAACUGGUAAAUUUGUAAAAUAUUCUGUAAAUUUGCAUACUGGGUUUUCUUUCUUGCUGAACUGCACUCUUUGGUAAAUAACAUAAAACCUGAAGGUUUUGUUUGCAAAUCAUGUCAGUUGCCUUCAUAAAUGUACAGGUAAUGAUUUGUUAACAGACUUAAUGAAGGUUUUAAUUACCAAACUAGAAACUGGAAAUAACAGUAUCAUGCAGUCAGGCUGUGUAAUUUAUAUUUUUUCUGUGAAUUUUUUUUUUAAUAUCAAGAUGAGUACUGUAUGAAAUUUUAAUUCUAUAAAAUCAAAUGCUAUAAAAGUAUUGCCAAAUGCUUUUGCAUAUCAGAAACAAAUUUAUAAAUAUUUUUAAAACAUCUCAAUGUACUAAAUCUUAUCCUGGAAUAAAAUGUAAUAUUCUUUAAAAAAAAAGUAUAUCUAAAACAAUUCAAGUACUCAUAAUAGAAUAAACUAUGAAAACAUGCAAGUUCACUAAAGAUGACCUAAACCCUGUUGUACAGGGAUAAAAAUGUAAAAGGUUAUUUUAUUGUAAAAUACAUUGAAUUUUCUGUAUUCCCUGGUUAUCAUACAUUUUCUCCUUUAAAAAAAAAGUCUUAAUUUUUAUGCCAUCUAUUAAGUUACCAGCUAGUUACCUUGUAAAUGAGAAGUCACAAUAGCACUGAAUUUUAAAUAGUUUUGAUUUAUAAGUUUGGUACUAUGAGGCAACUACUUACAAUUUUCAUUUUGGUAAUUUAAAAGGCAUUUAGAACUUCAAGAAUGAUUUUGUACGCAAUGUUCUUUUAAAUUGACUAAUCUCGUAGAAAAGCAGUACCGUCAUUAUUAGAAAACCUGAAAGUCAUUAGAUGUUCUUUAAGUCCACGAACAGACUGGUUAUUUGAUCCCCUUUCACUUUGACUAUUUUUAAGAAUAGGACCUGUUGUUUUGGAUUACUAUCUGAGAAUUUCAUGGAUUUACUCCUGGAUGCAGGAGAUAAGAAAACAUUUAAUUCAUAACUUUUAUAUUAACCGAUGUAGUAAAAAAAUAAAGCUCACACACAAAAACUAAGUUGCCUUUCCUUGAAUGAAUCCUGCUUGAAUAAAAUAAUGAAAGAAAAAUAAAAAUAAAAUUAAUGGUAUGUAGUCUAAUUUGUAAAUGAAUGAAUAUUGAAAUAAUACACACUGUGGAUAUAUUUUACGGCCUUAUGUAGUUUUAAUUGUUCUGCUUGUUCUGUGGUUAUGUCUAAGACUAUAGUAUCUGAUUCCCUUCAAAGAAUAUCAAGUAUUGUGAAUGCUUUGGUUCAGAUGUGUCAAAUUAACAGUAAAACAAAAAUAUG